Malassezia japonica is the source of this 579-nucleotide messenger RNA. RefSeq lists its product as uncharacterized. The record is from RefSeq and is a predicted model, not a curated record. The transcript is spliced from 3 exons. Gene Ontology annotation, cellular component: nucleus. Gene Ontology annotation, molecular function: RNA binding. Bases 1 to 579 code for a protein of 192 amino acids. Lineage: Eukaryota; Fungi; Basidiomycota; Malasseziomycetes; Malasseziales; Malasseziaceae.
AUGGCAAAGGUUUACGUUGGUAACCUGAGCUGGAACACGACCGAUGACGGUCUUGCGCAUGCUUUCAGCCCCUACGGCCAGCUCACGGACUACAUCGUGAUGAAGGACCGCGACACGGGCCGUUCGCGCGGCUUCGGCUUUGUCACGUUCAUGACGCAGCAAGAGGCGGAUGCCGCGAUCGCGGCGCUGAACGAGCAGGAGCUCGAUGGCCGCCGCAUUCGCGUCAACAUGGCUAACUCGCGUCCCCCUAUGGGCGGCAUGGGUGCCAACCUUGGAUACAGCGGCCUCACCGGCGGCUAUGGCGCGGGCGCGUACGGUGCUGCGCAAGCCGGCUACGGUGCAUACGCAGGCGCGCAGCCGGCGAACUUCGCCUAUGGCCAGCAGGCUGGCUACGGCGGCUACCAGCAGCAGCCUUACGGCGCUCAGCCUGCUGGCUACCCCGCUCCCCAGGCCUACCCCGCGCAACAGGGUGGAUUCGCUGCCUACGGUGCCCAGCAGCCGUACGGCGCUCCUGCCCAGAACUUCCAGCCCCCCCAGCCGCCGCAGGGCGGUGCUGGCUACGGUGGUCAGGGCUACUAA